Molecule: messenger RNA, 1859 nt
Organism: Diospyros lotus (date-plum)
Lineage: Eukaryota; Viridiplantae; Streptophyta; Magnoliopsida; Ericales; Ebenaceae
Product: tubby-like F-box protein 5
Exons: 5
Coding region: 360-1601 (413 amino acids)
Molecular function (GO): protein binding
Source: RefSeq, a predicted model, not a curated record
CAUCUUCAUUUCCGCUUUAAAGGCGCAAGGGGCCGUGAAAAUUGGGGUGGGUAUGGGGGAAAAGGAGAGCACUCGAUUCCAGCUCUGCUGUGCUGUGCUGUGCACUCUCACCUGAAACCCUAGUUCCUGACCGGAGAUUGCCACCGGGAAGUAGCGAUGACGAGAUCUGGUGCGCUCAGAUAGACGGUCUCCGAGAGCAUGGUCCGUGUUUCCCCGAUCUGACCUCUUCCGCGUCCGAUCCGGACGUUCCGGAGCCGUCUCGCGGAUUUCUGGAGCUCUCUUUCGCCAAUCGACUCGUUCUGUGAAUAUUGUACAGCUGAAAUAUUUCGAAGAAAAGGUGGAUUUUAUGUUCAGUAGAGAUGUCCUUCAAAAGUUUCGUACGUGAGAUAAGGGAGAUAAAAGAUGGCAUUGGGAGCAUAUCCAAACGAGGGGUGGAAGGCAAGCACUGGCGUAGUCGGACCCGAUCUCACAUUGCCCCCGAUGUGGCCCCCCCUUUUUUACCAGUUGAACAAGGACAGUGGGCUAACUUACCUCCAGAGUUGCUUUUGGACAUAAUCCGAAGGGUUGAAGAGAGUGAAACAUCCUGGCCUGCAAGAACGGUAGUUGUUUUUUGUGCAUCAGUUUGCAAAUCAUGGAGGGAUAUUACAAAGGAGAUUGUCAAGACUCCAGAGGAAUGUGGGAGACUCACCUUUCCCAUUUCACUGAAACAGCCGGGGCCACGGGAUGCUCCAAUUCAGUGCUUUAUUAAAAGGGACAGAGCAACUUCCAUAUAUCGUCUCUACUUUGGCCUGACCCCCUCUGAGAAAGAGAAUGAUAAACUGUUGUUGGCUGCAAAAAAGGUCAGAAGGGCAACAAGCACAGACUUUUUGAUAUCUCUGGUAGCCGAUGACUUUUCUAGAGCCAGCAAUACCUAUGUUGGAAAAUUAAGGUCUAAUUUUCUGGGCACCAAGUUUACCGUCUAUGACAGCCAGCCUCUAACUGAUGCUGCAGUUCAACAGAAUGGGAGGUCAAGUCGAAGAUUUCAUGCCAAACAAGUAUCUCCAAGGGUGCCUGCAUGUAGCUACAGUAUUGCCACCAUUACUUAUGAGCUCAAUGUCCUGCGAACAAGAGGACCUAGGAGAAUGCAUUGUGUCAUGCAUUCAGUUCCAGUCUCUUCCAUUCAGGAGGGGGGCACUGCACCUACACCGACAUCAUUUCCGCACUCCCUAGAUGAGAAAAUUUUUCCCCCACUGGAGUCAAAAGGAAAGGAGCCGAUUACAGAUUUCAGUUCCUCAAAUCUUGGAGUGUCUGCAGAAUCUGCGCCAGUCUCUGUGGAGCCUCUGAUUCUUAAAAACAAGGCUCCUCGAUGGCAUGAGCAGUUACAGUGUUGGUGCCUAAAUUUUAAAGGGCGGGUUACGGUGGCUUCGGUCAAGAAUUUCCAGCUUGUGGCAGCUAUUGAUCCAUCUCACAAUGUGCCAGCUGCAGAGCAAGAAAAAGUUAUUCUACAAUUUGGAAAGAUCGGCAAGGACAUCUUCACCAUGGAUUAUCGGUACCCACUCUCUGCCUUCCAAGCCUUCGCAAUAUGUUUGAGCAGCUUUGACACAAAACCGGCCUGUGAAUGAUCAUCUAUCUGUAGUGAAACAUUUUUCUCCAUCUUGCUAAGUUGCUCCUGCAAGUCUGAACUACGUUCUCUACAUGGAAGCUCAUCGGCCGUGGCUGACCACACUCAGCUUUUAGUUUUCUUUUCUAGUGGGCAUAGAUGUUCAGCUGUGGAGGAUACAUUUUCUGGCUAGUUUGGUCGUCCUUUCGACAUUUGGGGACUUAAUGUAUGAAGAUCAACUACAUAUAUAUAUAUAUAUAUAUGCACUUGCAUUUCGUUU